Plasmodium coatneyi is the source of this 693-nucleotide messenger RNA. RefSeq lists its product as uncharacterized. The transcript has a single exon. Bases 1 to 693 code for a protein of 230 amino acids. The record is from RefSeq and is a predicted model, not a curated record. Lineage: Eukaryota; Apicomplexa; Aconoidasida; Haemosporida; Plasmodiidae.
AUGGACAGACUGACCCAGCUAAAUGAGUACGCUAAAAUUUCCCAAGUUGGUGCAGAUGAAAGGCGACGAGAAGAGAGGCGCAGUGGAAAGAAACACGACGCAGAGUACUCCGAGAAGGAAAGGCAUUAUUCAAAGGUGAAAGAAAAAAAUGCCUUCAUAUUGCCGUCAAACCAUGUGGAAGAGAGAGGCGCAUCCAGAAAGUUAUACCCGUGCAGGGAGAGCAAAAAUGAAUACCAGACACAGAGAGUACGGAAAGCAAAUGAAUACCACGACUUCGGGAAUGAAGUACCUUCCUCCAGCUUGAGCUUAACGCCAAAAGGUGACAAAUCUGUGAACCACCCGUAUUAUGAAAUGAAGAGGAGGAACACCAAAAACACCCUAAACUAUUAUCUCGAACAAGUUCGUAUAUGCAAAAGGUGUUACAUGAACGAGUUGCAUGAAAGGAAGAGAAGGACUGCAGUUUAUACGUUAGAAUUUAAUAACUUGGUCGACUGUGAACCUUUGAGUGGACAUCAUUCAGUGAAGAAGAAUGCCACCCUUGCGCGUGACUUGAAACGCAAGAGUAAGUAUCGUGAGGAGCUCUCUGCUGGGGAGGGAAACAAACGAGCAAUGAUCGUGGAGAAGCUGCCAGAACAAAUCCCGCAGAAGAAAAAUUUGUUCCAAUUUUUGAACUCCAUUUUUAGCGUGAAUUAG